UUCCUGUUGUGCUCUCGGCUUCAAACUCGCACCCCGUCUGAGCUGGAGUACAGUCAGUCCAAAGGAGCACUGUGCUUCAUUAACCCUCUGUUCAUAAAGGUCCACCAGCCAGACGGUGGCAAGCAGCACAUCUCUUUCAACACCUCUGAGACAGCAAAACCAGGCCUGAGGGAAAAGUCCGACAUAAAAACCACCAACACUGAAGAUCAGGACUCAGGUUCUGAAUAUCUUCAGGUCUGUAGGUCAGACCGGUGUGACAAAGCCCAGUCAGCUCAAAGACAUAUACAGAGCCUUUGUGGAAGCUCUUCUGAUAAUGCACAAACUAGUAGCAACCAGAGACUAAGUGCUGGAGAAAGUGUGACACAGUUCCUACCAUCUCCUCCAUUUCUGCUUCAACUUCACUCUCAGUGCUCUGCACCACCUGUCCAACAGCAAAACAUGCCUGUAAAAGUUGCCUGGAUCAACGAUCCCAAAGAGGAGGAGGACAAGCAGAGCAAACCUCUUUCUAGUCUUGGAUCCUCAUUUAGUACCAGCCUCUCAACAUCACUAUCCAGGACAUGUAGCAUCAGCGCCCUCCCAUCCAUUCCCCAGCAACCCAUGCCCCUCUCUUUGACAUCUCUGUCUUCUUCUCCACGCCAAUCCAAAGUCUCAUUAUCAUCAGCCAGUUAUGAGGAUGCUCAAUGCUAUUUGGCCUUAGAGGACAAGCCAAAUGAGGUUGCCAUUCGUAGGACCAAUUUGUCAAGGCAAAAUGUAGUUAGAUCCUCAAUACAAGACUCAUACAGCCCCUCAAAAGCUUCCCUAACACCUGUAGACAAGCAUACAGAAAACUUAACUGUGGGAGAAGUUUUGGAAGGAUGUAGUGUGUCCAGCCAGUGGAUGAGUGACAUGAGCCUCUCCACAGAUUCCUCAGAUUCCCUGGAUAUUUUGCAGAGUUCAGCCUACUUUAUCCCUCCUCUGCAUGAUUCCAGCCCCCCCACUAUGGAUGACUUCAACAACCAGCUCCCUCUUUCCCUCCCGCCAUCUCACCUGUGUUUCAGCAGCAUCAACCUCGAUGAUGACAAUGAUGACGAGGACGAAGAAGUGUCCAUCUUUGGCAUCAGCCUUGAGAGCGAUCAGGAACAAGACCAGGACCAGGACCUUACCAUCCUACCACCAGGUUGCAGCACAAGAAGACGUUCAAGUGCCAGCACAGUGGUCAUCCAGAAGGCCCUGCGAGGAAACCUUCGCAAAAUGAGCAGUGUUUUUAACUCUCUCCUGACACCAGAGAAGAGAGCAGUCCGCAAAGUGCGUGAGCUGUCCAAGGAUAAAAGCACGUACUUUGGCUCCCUGGUUCAGGAGUAUAUCAGCUACAUGAGUGAGGGUGCUGGCACCCAGGCGUGGCAGAGCUAUACCUCUGGUCUGGAGCUGUUGCAGACUGUACGUCAGUUUAUCACUCAGAUGAAGAGCUAUCUGCGGCAGAGCUCAGAGAUGGAGCCAUCGAUCGAGAGCCUCGUCCCCGAAGACCAGAUUGACCAGGUCCUGGAGAAGGCCAUGGUGAAGUGCGUCCUGAAGCCCCUGAAGCCAGUGUUGAGCGUGGCGCUGCACGAGUUUCAGGUGCACAGCGGCAUGUGGCAGGAGCUGAAGGACAACCUGUCUUUGUACAAGGCCCGGCAGCCACAAGAACUGGGUGUGGCCGACACAUUGCCCCCUGACUCUGUGGCCAUCGACAAGAUCAAAGCUAAGUUUCAGGUCAUGUAUAAACAGUACAACCCAGAGAAGAAGGUCACCACUCUGCUGAGAAUCUGCAAACUAAUCUACACCAUCAUGGAGGACAACUCAGGUCGUUUGUACGGUGCUGAUGAAUUCUUGCCCAUGCUGACUUAUGUGUUGGCCCAGUGUGACAUGCCUCAGCUAGACAACGAAAUCCUCUACAUGAUGGAGCUGUUGGACCCAUCGCUGCUUCACGGAGAAGGUGGUUACUACCUGACCAGUGCCUACGGAGCCAUGUCCUUGAUUAAGAAUUUCCAGGAGACUCGAGCAACCAGAGUCCUGAGCUCCGAAACCAGAAACACGCUGCGCCAGUGGCACCAGCGACGCACCACCCAGCGCUCUGCACCCUCUGUUGACGACUUUCAGAACUACCUACGAGUGGCGCUGCAGGAGCUGAACAGUGGCUGCACAGCCAAGACUCUGCAGGUCCCACCUUACGCCACAGUGGAGGACGUGUGCCAGCUGUGUGCCCUCAAGUUCCAAGUGCUGGACCCCGAGAACUAUGGCUUGUUCCUGCAGAUGGAUGGCAGCAGCCAGCAGCUGGCUCCAGACACCCACCCUCAGAAGAUAAAGGCUGAGCUCCACAGCCACCCAGAGACAGCUCCCUUCCUCUUUGUUUACCGACAUUUAGCUAACAGUGGCAUUCACUCCAGUGCAACACCCAACAACAAUCACCUCACCAUGACCCCUGACCCCAAAGACAAUCUGAACCACCAAUGCACAAACCUGUCCAACCCCUCCCCAGAGCCCAGAAUUGGCUCAGACCUCAGCCCUCCAUCCAGACACCUCAGCAGUGUCUCCAUCUCUGGUCAGAGCAUGUUACAGCCUGAACAACCUGUCUGUCUUAAGAUGUCUUCAAACACACUUCCAUGAGUCAAGACAUACACAUCAUGUUGACAGGGUCCAAAACAGCACGCUUUGCUAGUCUUCAUAAAGACCAACUUCUCCUUUCAGACCUGUUUCAGUCAACGUCCCCUCUCUGGAAGUUCUGUCUGACAGACUCAGGUGAAAGAGGAAAAGAGUGGAGAGAAGGAAACGAGAGAGAUGCAUUUAUUUUUACUUUGCCUCCAGAUAUGGCAUCAGAUCGGCACCUCUGUGAGUUUUGCCCUCACAGUGCAGGCUGCUGUGUUGCCACCUUCACAGUACCUUUAUACAACUCUGACAGUAAAUCACCUCGUGUACAGAUCAUGAUGCAU
Nematolebias whitei (Rio pearlfish) is the source of this 2945-nucleotide messenger RNA. Its product is annotated as ras and Rab interactor 2. Gene Ontology annotation, molecular function: small GTPase binding; guanyl-nucleotide exchange factor activity. The record is from RefSeq and is a predicted model, not a curated record. The annotation marks the transcript as partial. Gene Ontology annotation, cellular component: cytosol; endocytic vesicle. Gene Ontology annotation, biological process: signal transduction; vesicle-mediated transport. The transcript is spliced from 5 exons. NCBI's taxonomy places the organism in Eukaryota, Metazoa, Chordata, Actinopteri, Cyprinodontiformes, Rivulidae.